This is a messenger RNA of Linum tenue, 632 nucleotides long. NCBI's taxonomy places the organism in Eukaryota, Viridiplantae, Streptophyta, Magnoliopsida, Malpighiales, Linaceae. The record is from the annotation of a GenBank genome assembly.
ACUUCCAGCCGUUUCCCACUAAUUGGAAAACCCUCUCUAUAAAUUGCGGUAACCCUCUCUAACUGGAACUCACCGCAAACCCAGAAUAUCAAAGCUCAACCAUCACUUCUCUCAUCAUUCAGAAGCUCUUCUACGCCACAGCUCUUCAAUUCCUUUUCUCUAAACCAGCAAAAAUGGCCCAAGUAAGCUUCUCGAAGGCAGCUGCCCUCUCCAUGGUCCUCUUGGUUGCAUCUAUGGUCGCCCUUGUCUCCGCCCAGGAAAUGGCCCCUGCUCCCUCACCGUCGCUGGUCACCGGCGCCGGGUUUUCCGUCCCAGCGUCCGGCGCUUUCGUUGCCGUCUCCGUGGUUGUGUCUCUCAUGGGCUUGUUGAAGAUGUAGAGAGUUUUUACCUUUUCUUUGGUCACUUGAGCUUAUCUCUCUGUCUCUCAUUUUUUUCUUCUUUUUCUGGGUUUUGGAGCGUGGGUUUGGAUCUGUAUUGGAUCUUGUACUAGUUGGGUUUUUGGCCAUUGUAUGUACCGAAUCAGUUGAUCUAUAUAAUCAUAUAUCAUUAUUCAUUCAUCGUAGUAUCAUACUAUCUAUCUUGACUGUUAAAUUAAUCUGGUCCUGUUCCGUCUUCAUUUUUCCGGAGUUGGU